UCCUUUCACUUCUGCCCAGCCGCCACUUCCAGGGCUUAGGGUCUGAAGUCUACAAAGUCGGCAACGCCAUCUCGGGAUCGGGCAAAGUUUCCAGUUCACCGGCUUCUUUAGACUGGUAAAAGCCACCCUUCUUCGGUUUCGCUUACAGCCAGCUAGAAGUGUUUUUCCUUCCCCCUGGGAAUUGUCAUUCACAACCGUGUCAUCCCUUCUAUACCUAGGGUCUCUUAAACAAUUUUUACCAGAACGCAAGAUGGCCAAAACCACUUCGGAGGAAGUAGGGCGCCUCCUGAGAUCGGCCCGCCCUCUGUUCCUCUUCCGUAACGGAAGUGGCCCGGCCGGCUCACUCUAUGGUACCUCCACCCUCCUGGGCAUGAAUCCGGAAGUAGCCUUCCCGCCCAGAUCUCAUUCAAACGACUGCUUUCCUGCUCGUAUCUGACGCUACUGCCUCUGCCGCUGUCUUCUACUAGCCUUGUUUUUACUUUGGGAGUAGUUCCAGAAGCCAGGAAUGUAUAUGCAGGUAGAGACCCGAACUGGCUCCCUUCUCCAUCUGAAGAGGUCUCCUGGUAUCCGAUCCUGGUCUCUUCUUGUAGGUAUCUUGUCCAUUGGCUUGGCAGCUGCAUACUACAGUGGAGAUAAUAUAGGCUGGAAAUUCUUCUAUGUCACAGGGUGUCUGUUUGUGGCGGUGCAGAACUUAGAGGACUGGGAGGAAGCCCUGUUUGACAAAACUACUGGGAAAGUAAUCUUGAAAACAUUCAACCUCUACAAGAAAAUACUGAUGGCUUCUAGGGUAUGCCAUGAACAAGUGGUAGUUGGACUGAAUGACAUUAAGGAUGUGAAUGUCAUUGAAGAGAAAGUUCGAUAUUUUGGAAAGGGCUAUACAGUGGUACUUCGGUUUGCAACAGGCUUUUCCCAUCCUCUUACCCAGAGUGCAGUGAUGGGUCAUAGGAGUGAUGUAGAAGUAAUUGCCAAGCUUAUCAUCAACUUUCUGGAGCUGCGCCAGCCAGAGAGCCCCAAAGACUUGUCCCAGAGCAGUGACAGUGAUGUGGAUGAACCCAGGCACCAGAACUAAGUCUGACAUAGUGGCCUGAGUCACUGAAUCUGGCUGCUCUAUUCCUCCUGCAGCUUUUGAUACUUCUUUCUUUUUUCCUUUCCUCCAGGGCCGCCUGUUUGACUGUAUUUGGUUUUUACAGUGAUGUGGAUUGCUAACAGAGGGAUCUAUGUUUUGUUUCUGCUUCUCUGGCAAAGCUUCUAGCUCACUAGACUGGGCCUUAAGUUCUGUGGUCAUUUGUUGAGUUUGCUCCUUCCUUCUCAUUUGUUAUGUAGUUAUAGAACUUAAUGGGACCUUAGGGACUAUCCAACUGUCAUUUUACAGAAGAGGAACUUGAGGCCGAGAAAGGGGAAGUCAUGUUCCUAAAGUCACAGAGUUUAAUAAAUGGAAGAGCUGGGAUAUGAAUCACAUAAUAUAUGUAACUCCAUUGUUCUUUCCACUAUACCAUGUUGCCUUAUGCCCUUCUCUCGGGAGUGGGAAAUUAAGCUGACAUGUCUCCUCAGCCACUGGUCAGUUUUUCUCACAUAGAGGACCUGGAGAGAUCUGGGCAAGAAGGUUCUUUUGUGAUUUUGCUUCAGGGAUGAUAAGGAUGAAGAAAUACAAAAUGAAGGAAGGGCUUGAGCAGAAUGACAUUCGGGGAGGAAUGUGGAUGUCAACCAGUUGGAGUUACUUCUGUUGAGCAGGAAUUCCUAAUCUGUUGUCCAUGAACUCAUGGACAGAUUUCAUGGAACAUUUGAACUUAGAUGGGGAAGAAAAAAUUUACAUAGCUAUUUUCACCAGUCUCCAACUGAAAUUUAGCAUUUCCUU
Sarcophilus harrisii (Tasmanian devil) is the source of this 1855-nucleotide messenger RNA. Its product is annotated as cytochrome b-245 chaperone 1. Lineage: Eukaryota; Metazoa; Chordata; Mammalia; Dasyuromorphia; Dasyuridae. The record is from RefSeq and is a predicted model, not a curated record. The transcript has 7 exons. Bases 506 to 1069 code for a protein of 187 amino acids.